AUGAGUCUGGUGAGUCUUUCCGACUUAAAGUUUAUCAAGCCUGCGGUAGUGAAGCUGUGGUUUGACCAGGGCGCCAAAUUUGCCGUGGUUGAUGUCAGAGAUUCAGAUUACGCUGGUGGUCAUAUUAAGGGCUGCUAUCAUUACCCAGCCAAUGAGUUUGCAUCGUUACUUCCUGAUCUUCGCAUGAAGCUUGAAGAGAAUAAGAUUGAGAAUGUGGUGUUCCACUGUGCACUUUCCCAGGCCCGUGGACCCAAGGCAGCUCUUUUGUUUUUAAGAACGGCCGAGGAUGCUCCUCCCAAGACGGGUCUGGAGUCAAGAAACGUCAAUGUGUAUGUGAUGGAAGGUGGGUUCACCAGUUGGGCCAGGAAGUAUGGUGAAGACUCUCUGGUCACCGAGGGCUUUGCUGCUGAUAUUUGGAACGAAUGA
This is a messenger RNA of Candidozyma haemuli, 426 nucleotides long. RefSeq names its product phosphatase. Gene Ontology annotation, molecular function: protein tyrosine phosphatase activity. Gene Ontology annotation, cellular component: cytoplasm; nucleus. NCBI's taxonomy places the organism in Eukaryota, Fungi, Ascomycota, Pichiomycetes, Serinales, Metschnikowiaceae. The transcript has a single exon. Bases 1 to 426 code for a protein of 141 amino acids. The record is from RefSeq and is a predicted model, not a curated record.